GCGGCGUGCGGGGCCCGGGGGCUCCGCGCCCUCCAUGCGCCGAGGCGCGCCCCGAGACAGCCAGGGGCCCGCGCCGCAGCCGCCGCCGCCGCCGCCCGCGCUGAGCCCCGGCGCUGCCCGCGGCCCUCUCCCGGCGGCAGCAUGAGCCAGGCCGAGCUGUCCACCUGCUCGGCGCCGCAGACGCAGCGCAUCUUCCAGGAGGCGGUGCGCAAGGGCAACACGCAGGAGUUGCAGUCGCUGCUGCAGAACAUGACCAACUGCGAGUUCAACGUGAACUCGUUCGGGCCUGAGGGCCAGACGGCGCUGCACCAGUCGGUGAUCGACGGCAACCUGGAGCUCGUGAAGCUGCUGGUCAAGUUCGGCGCCGACAUCCGCCUGGCCAACCGCGACGGCUGGAGCGCGCUGCACAUCGCCGCGUUCGGCGGACACCAGGACAUCGUGCUCUAUCUCAUCACCAAGGCCAAGUACGCGGGCAGCGGCCGGUGAUGCCCGCCCGGACCCGGACGCGGGCCUCGAGCGUGUCCUCUGCUGUACCUUCCCGCCAACUACCUCGGUGCGCACCGGGCUCCCGGGCCCAGAGGCCACAACGAGUCUGGCGCGCGCGCGUCCGCGCCCACGGGGGCCGCGCGGCGCCCGCUGCCCUGGAUCGACGCCCCCGCGCGGCCGCCGGGACCCCGGCGGAGGGCUUCCCACGGCCCCCGCCCGCCGCCUCGCGGGUGGAGGGGGGCGUUGUGCGGGAGGUGGGGGCGGGGCGCGGGCUGCAGCCCCUUUGAAAUUUGAGUCUCGCUACCAGCAAGUUCGGAGUCCCGAGACACCGGAUCCUCCGGUCAAAAUGUUUUCUCCCGAAGGUGGAAGGCGGGCGGUGGGGACGCCGGGCUCGGGGCUCCCCGCCGCCCGCAGGACUCGCGGCCGAAGCCCGCAGUCGCCUAGGGGCCACGGCGGGGCUUCUCCGGGCCGGACGCGCGAUAGUGGAGACGCUUCGUUGUUCCUGGGGUUCUAAAGUAUUUAUCAUGUGUGUGUAUAUUUGUGGGUGAAGUUUGUGCGCCUGAUUUAUUUUUUUUGUUGUUUGGAAACUAUUGUGCGUGGUCAAUGUGGUUAUAGGGGGGGAAGAUGCAUUUUUUUUCCUAGUCUUAAAACUAAAACUUGAGUCUGUCAUUUCUUGGUUGCACUGAAAAUACCGCCCGGCCUGAUGGUUUUCCCGUGCUAGUCCCUCUCCCUCCUUUCUCUCUCUCCCCUCCCCCCGCCCUCCCC
This is a messenger RNA of Neomonachus schauinslandi (Hawaiian monk seal), 1251 nucleotides long. It is a transcript of the gene NRARP, whose product is annotated as NOTCH regulated ankyrin repeat protein. The transcript has a single exon. The record is from RefSeq and is a predicted model, not a curated record. Bases 142 to 486 code for a protein of 114 amino acids. Gene Ontology annotation, molecular function: protein binding; phosphatase regulator activity; enzyme inhibitor activity. Gene Ontology annotation, cellular component: cytoplasm. Lineage: Eukaryota; Metazoa; Chordata; Mammalia; Carnivora; Phocidae.